ACGGAUUCAGUCGAUCGCCGACCGUCUCCGAACGUUCGCAUCUUCGCGGAUUCCUCGUUCGCGCGCGUCCUACCACCGAGAGAGAGAGAAAACAAGAUUAUUCGCCUUCCUCCGUAGGCUCUCCUUCCGUUUCCUUUCGCAAUUCACUACGGUGCUGUCGCUGUGCGUACGCACACCGUAGCCGCGCGUGAGAUCCGCGGAGAACGCAUCGUGCAGGCGGUGCACGACGACGGUACGUACACACGCGCAUACGACACCCACACCAUUCUUGACCCUUGGAUCGCGCAUAUAGUGAUAAUUUCCUCUACGGUCCGCGCGGUGGGAAAAGCGAGAGCGGCAGUCGACUGGAAUCGUUGGCGAUCUCGCCGAGCAGGAAGACGAACCCCGCACGUUUCACGCCGUGUGAAGCAAGGGAAAUGGAGGGCUUCUGGAUCAGUGGGGCGAUCCACGCGAUCAAGGCGCUUUCAUAUGUGUACGACCUGCUGACGUUCCCCGUGUAUCUUAUACUACAGCGGCCCUGGGAGAAGCGCAAGGCCUCUAGGCGGGUCAAGGCCCGACCGAUCUCCAAAGAUGACACCACCAUCACCUACAGAAGUGUCGACUCUCCGGGGCCGAUGCACAUCAUGCUCGAGCGCGAAAAGAUCGAGACUCUGGAGAAGAUGUUCCUCUGGGUCGUUAAGAUGCACGGUGACAAGAAGUGCCUUGGUACCAGGCAGAUCUUGGCUGAGGAGGAUGAGACUCAAUCUAACGGCAGAAUCUUCAAGAAGUAUAAAAUGGGAGAGUACAAGUGGAAGACUUAUCAAGAAGUCGAUAGAUUCGCCUCAUCUUUUGGUCGAGGUUUGGCGGACCUGGGCAUGAAGCCGCGCAAGAGCAUCGUCAUCUUCGCCGAGACACGAGCGGAAUGGAUGAUCGCGGCGCACGCGUGCUUUAAACAGAACUUCACCGUGGUGACGAUCUACGCGACCCUAGGUGACGAGGCCAUCGCUCAUGGUAUCAAUGAAACCGAGGUGGACACCGUCAUUACGAGUCACGAACUCCUGCCAAAAUUCAAGCGGCUAUUGGACAUGGUACCAGCUAUCAAAACAGUUAUCUAUAUGGAGGAUCAGCUCAAGCCGACUGAAACGAAGGGGUACAAGGAUGGUGUACGAUUAGUACGUUUCUCUGACGUCGUCAAGAUGGGCAACGAGUCGAGCACGGGCGCUUCACCGCCGAAGGGCAAUGACACCGCUAUAAUUAUGUACACGUCGGGUUCGACUGGAGUGCCGAAAGGCGUCCUACUCUCCCACAAGAACAUCCUCAGCACUCUAAAAGCAUUCUGCGACGCGGUACAAAUCAGGCCAGAUGACGUUUUCCUCGGUUUCUUGCCGUUGGCGCACGUAUUCGAGCUCUUGGCCGAGAGUGUGUGCCUUCUAACCGGAGUGCCCAUCGGCUACAGCACGCCGCUCACGUUGAUUGAUUCGAGUAGCAAGAUUCAGAAAGGAUCGAAGGGUGACGCGUCCGUCCUGCAUCCAACUUGCUUAACCGCUGUACCGCUUAUUCUCGAUCGCAUUUCCAAAGGCAUAAACGAGAAAGUGAAGAAAUCGGGUCCGUUUAGACAAGCAAUCUUCAAUUUCGCGUACGAAUACAAACUGAAAUGGACGAAACGCGGAUACGAGACGCCUCUGUUCGACAAGUACAUUUUCGGACACGCGAAGCAGGUACUCGGCGGUCGUGUCAGGCUCGUUCUUUCCGGCGGCGCCCCGCUCAGCCCCGACACUCAUAAUCAAGUCAAACUCUGCCUAUGCGUCACCGUGACUCAAGGAUACGGUCUUACGGAAACGAGUUCUUGCGCAACCGUUAUGGAUGAACACGACAGAACCACCGGACGCGUCGGAGCGCCCACCACGGUGUGCGACAUCCGACUGGAGAAUUGGGAGGAAGCUGGUUACCGAGUCACGGAUUACCCACAUCCCAGAGGUGAAAUCCUGAUCGGCGGCGACAUCGUUUCCGCGGGUUACUACAAGCUGCCGGAGAAGACGAUGGAGGACUUUUUCCAAGAGGACGGAAGGCAGUGGUUCCGAACGGGUGACGUCGGCGAGUUUCAUCCGGACGGUUCCAUGAAGAUUAUCGACCGGAAGAAGGAUCUGGUGAAACUACAGCUCGGCGAAUACGUUUCCCUGGGCAAAGUCGAAGCCGAGUUGAAGACCUGCCCGGUCGUAGAGAACAUCUGCGUCUACGGAGAUGCGAACAAGGCGUACACGGUGGCGCUGGUUGUGCCUAACCAGUAUUAUCUGGAGGAGAUCGCCAGCAACCUAGGUAUGACCGAAAGGAGCCGGACGGCACUUUGCAGCGAUCCGAAUAUCGAGAAGGCGGUAUUGCAAGAACUCGUCGCACAGGCGCUGAAAUGUAAUCUGCAAAGAUUCGAGAUACCGGGCGCGGUGAAGCUGUGCGCGGAGCAAUGGUCGCCCGACAUGGGCCUGGUGACGGCGGCGUUCAAGCUCAAGAGGAAAGCGGUGCAGGAGCGUUAUCAGCACGAAAUCAACCGGAUGUACGCCUCGUGAUGCUCCGCCAUAGGAUGCACCAAGUGCUGCGCGUAACGGGGAUCGGAAAGUCUAGGAAAUAAAAUCACCUCGUCUCCGACAGACGGUACCUCGAUAAUCCUAAGAAUACAGAAACUUUGUCGUAGGCUCAUGUCGAUUACGAGGCACGAUCCAGAGCGCCGUGAUGGUGGUGGUAAUGGUGGUGGUGACGCACGUGAAAUCGUAGAGGACUAUUCCGCAUUCGGUGGUCGCCGAUUCGGGAAUAGAACAACCGCCGGAAAAGUAAAACACACUGUCAUGCUAUUCGCGCGCCGAUACGUGCGGGAUGCAUCGCGAAGUCGUACGAUUCGCAACAUGAAAGUAUCGCCUCGCGUUUCUUCGUUGGGUCUUCCGAGCGCGACAAAUUUUUCUCCGCGUUUUUAUCGAUACCGACCGUCUGUUAUACGCAAACACUCGGAACAUGGACACGGCUUCGCGCGGCGGGCGGGCGAGCCGCAAGUAAGUUGGCGCGGAGUCGUGGCGAUAUAAUGUUGCGCGCAUCACUGGGCAUCAGUUUUAUGUGUCGGGCGAGCAGGUUGAUCUGGCAAACUACCGUUAUGAUACGGCCGCGCGACGGUCAGCGAGAAACAAAUAAAUGGUGCAAGACGACUGUUUUCCCCUUGGGAAAGUCGCCGUCGUCCUAUUUUCCCUCUUUCCUCCCUUUUGCCUGCACCCUGACCCCCUCUUACUCUUUUUCUCGGUUUUUUUUCCGAUUAGGCCGAUUAUUUCGUCGUGUUUGUAUUGCGGUAUUAGCGUGUCCCUGCCUUUAUUAACCGUAGCAACAACGGCCAGUCACGGUAUCUUCGCGAACGAGCUAAUUUGCGCAAGUUCAUAACUCGUAUGGUGUACUUAUUUCGAGUAUUAUUCAAAAUCGUCGAGUUCUCGGCCGUCAUCGGAGAAAACAAAAGGGUCGGAAGAGCUUUUCGUUUACGCACGAUUGAUACGUGCAUGUAUAGAUGAGGAACGAACGACGAGGACAUUUGUGUUCGGCUAAGAUGUAGAUAAAUUCAAGACAAUUUCGUCGAGGUAAAUGCAUUGUGUAAAUUAUAAAUGAAAUUUUAUCGAUACUCUUAUUACUUAGCAUCAUACUCUCUGUCUUAUACCGUCUGUGUAGGUACUCGUCGAGAUAUAAUCUGCCUACUUUUUCGAAAUGUUAAUUCAAGCAUCACGAAUACUUCUCCCAGCAGCAGAACUGUAUUUUUGUGUAUGUAUGUAUGCGUGAGUAAAUGUGCAUAAGCGUAUGUAUGACCGUUUAAUUGUAUGCUUGCAUGCACAUAUGUUCAUAAGAAGAUUAAGAGGUAAAGAGAUAUGUGAGCUUUUAAAGAGCAAAGAAGAAAAGAACAUUAAGUUUACAAUUCUAUAAUUGUUCCCUAUACUUUUAGUUUCCUGUGUUCGCGUUUUCCGCUGGCUCGAAAUUGUACGGAAUCGGGCUUAUUCUGACAAGCGAUCUAAAGAUAGAUGGCGGUUUAAAUGGAAAUAAUUUCAAAGCAUAAGUGUAUUCUCGCGCGUUGUCGCGAGUGAACUUUUACAGAGAUGGUCGGAAGUGAUCUUUUAAAAUUAAAAAUUCCUAUUUCUCGCGUG
Dinoponera quadriceps is the source of this 4139-nucleotide messenger RNA. It is a transcript of the gene Acsl, whose product is annotated as long-chain-fatty-acid--CoA ligase 4. The record is from RefSeq and is a predicted model, not a curated record. Gene Ontology annotation, cellular component: plasma membrane; endoplasmic reticulum; lipid droplet. The transcript has 8 exons. Gene Ontology annotation, molecular function: palmitoyl-CoA ligase activity. The coding region runs from base 417 to 2540 and encodes 707 amino acids. Lineage: Eukaryota; Metazoa; Arthropoda; Insecta; Hymenoptera; Formicidae. Gene Ontology annotation, biological process: neuron differentiation; long-chain fatty-acyl-CoA metabolic process; long-chain fatty acid metabolic process.